Molecule: messenger RNA, 372 nt
Organism: Arachis duranensis
Lineage: Eukaryota; Viridiplantae; Streptophyta; Magnoliopsida; Fabales; Fabaceae
Exons: 2
Coding region: 1-372 (123 amino acids)
Molecular function (GO): zinc ion binding
Source: RefSeq, a predicted model, not a curated record
AUGACGAGAUCGCGGAGUCGGACCAGACCGUCGCGGGUGCCAGAGCGCUGUGGAUGCGGCUGCCGGCCCGUGCUUCGUUGGUCCGGAACAAAUACCAACCCAGAUAAGUCCUUCUUCGGUUGUCCAAAUUACGAUACUAGGGGCAAAAUAUGGUGUGGAUUUUUUCUCUGGGCUGAUGAUGUAGAAGAAGAGGAACAUGAAGGAAGAGUGGAUGCGACUGUAGUUGACAAUGAACAAGUGAGAGUCAAUUUAGCUUGGAGGAUUGGAAAAUUGGAAGCUGAAGUGAGGACCCAAAAAUGUUUGAUACAAUUGUUAGGUAUAGUGGUGUUGUUCAUUGUAGUUGUUGUAUUGGUUAUGAGUUUAAAGUUCUGA